AUGCACUUAACUGCCAACAAAGUAAAAACUUUCAACUCGAGUACUGGUCUUCCAAUACAUUCAGAUGUCUUUCGACAAACCAUCAAUAUAACUGAUAGUGAUACUAAACGACUAAAGAGUUUUUCUGAUAAUAUUCGUCGGAUGCAACUUAACUCUGACGCUAGAUUACAUUCGAACGCAUGCAUUGCUCUUGAUCCUAUAGAAUCGCUGGAAUCGGUUCAGUGUCUGUAUGGACGUCAACAAUUUCUCUUACUUACAUUUAAAUCUAGUGCCGAUGCCAACUUAAUUUAUAAACAAUGGAUUAAGUCAGAUGCCAAAUUUAUUAAUGGUGGUCCUGAGUGGGGUUGCCGUAAUGUGACGACGCAAGAGUUAAUAGUAAUCUUUCAGAAAAUAUCAACAUUUCGAUUAACAGAUACAAAAAUUGUAAUCGAAACUUUCAAAGAUACAAAUAUAAGUCCAUUCUUAUGUUUUGCCGAUAUUUCGAUGAACUUAACAUGGGAACAGGCAAGUGUGACAACAAAACCAUCAUCAACACCCACAUCCACAUCCAAAACAACCGUACCAGCGGCCAACUCUAGAUCACUUUUUGAUUCAUGGAGUUUCGAUGCACAGCAACCUCGUAGUGAUGAAAUAUUUUAUCCUGGGCAAAAUGUUGAUGUCAGUUGGUUAUAUUCGAAUAUUGACGGAACGACUAGUCUUACAAUUGUACUUUGCCGGAAACAAAUCUUAAUUGAUGCUGAAAUAAGUACAGUAAAUACGAAAAUCAAUUCAGUACGAUCGUCUUUUACCAUUCCCGCCAAUUUGGAAAUAUCAUCUAAUGAUCAAUAUUACUUUUCGUUUCGCUUUUCACGUUCAUUGAUACCUUAUAAAAGAACAAGUGCUCUGUUCUAUAUUCCAACACAACCAUUCAUAGCUCCAAGAACACCACCUUCUGCCAACGAAGUAUUUUAUCCAGGUGAUAUUGUACCAUUGUCAUGGCAAAGUGUAAAUUUUGCAGUGACAACUCAAAUUAUCAUACGCUUUUGUCGAGCACGAUCUAUUAUACCAGAUUCAACAUUAGCUACUUUCACAGUAUUGGCUACUACUAAUGCAUAUAACUAUACGAUUUCGUCUACCCUAGAUCGAGCUGAUAACGAUAAAUAUUACUACUUCGAGUUUGACUAUUGUAAAUCAUGGUUAUCAUUGAAUUGCAAAAAAACUACAAAUAACUUCUUUGUACCGAGCCGGCCUUAUUUACAUCCAACAUUUCCAGACAUAGGUGAUUGGUUUUCACCGUUACAAACGUUGACACUGAAGUGGGCUAGUGCUAACUUUGCUAGCACCAAUGAUCUACUGACGAUCAAGCUUCGUCGCUAUAAUUUUUUAUUGCCCGACAGUGAUGUUGACACCUUCACAUGUACAGUAAGUUCAAGUGGCUCUUGUACACGGACUUUACCAGCUGUGGACAAGUCGCUGUCCGAUUAUUAUUUCGAAUUCAAUUGGUGCAAAAAUUGGUAUUCAACAGAUUGUACAACAAAAAGUAAUCGAUUUUCGAUUCCCACGCAUACUAUUGGCUCAUGGAACUAUGAUGUACAACGCGGCCAAGCGUUAGCGUCGAAAACAGUCUAUUUGAGUUCAUGUAGUAGUUUGUGUCCAACACAUGAUGCUACAUUGUUUUAUUUAUGUCUAAUAUGCAAUCAAGGACGUUCUAUGAGUAUGCUAGUAAAUUGUACAAAUUGUUGGGCCGCCUACGAUUACAGCAUUGUACAGAUGGACUUGGUACACAAUGGAAAUUCACCUUCACUAGAUAAAAUAACAGUACGUAUGAAUUCACGUGUUUCAGUUAAUGUUGAUUUUACUGUUCGGGCUGAUUAUCAACGUAGUUUUGAUGGCUGGCUGCCUCUACCAGCUAUUCCAAUUGGACCAUCAAUCAUAAUUGCUAUCGGUUCAAUUAAAGUCGGAGUAGGAUUAUCGUUUUCUCCUUCUAUAUCCUGGAACAUAACAGUGGACACAAUGGGGAAUCUAACUGCUGGUGUAGAUUAUACAUGGCAAACGAAUUUAACAUUAGUCAAUACUCCUGGUAAUACAAGCAAAGAGUACACGCAGAGUUUGAUGCGUAAUAUUCAUCCAGUACAGGGAGACUUUCAAGCAAAUCUUCUUGUUAAUUUUACCUAUCAGCCAGAAUUGGAAUUGACGGUUGGUAUUUUCACAGUUUCAUUAGGCACUAAUGUCUAUAUUAUAUUCGAAUCUGUAUGGCAUUAUCCACCCUUUGCUGCUCUUUCAACAUCGAUUUUCGAUUGGAAUUCACAAAAAAAUGCUUCUAUCCAUCUUUCUUUUCCAUCAAACUCAUGCCUAACAAAUCAUUUCAGUCGAUAUCACACAAUGUAUGGACUUCGUGGCACACAGAUAUCUAUUGGGUUCGAUCAAGUUAGUACUCUUGUUAGUGUUUUUACUGACUUCCAAUUAUCAUGGUCGUCACAGUCCUUGUUAGAUCUUGGACCCUAUGAGUUAUCUUCAGGUUGCAUGUUUCAAGCCUGUUUAAAUACUGAUGCACCAAGAACAAUAUAUUUAGUACUUAAUAGGCCAUUUAAUGAAUUCAACGACACGCCUGAUAUAUAUUUUUCAAGGGCAGUAGUUAAUGAUUUAGCUUAUGCUCUUGAUGUAUCACUAACACGAAUUUUUUAUAAUAGUACAUUUGGCGUACAGCACGACCAAAUGACAGGAAUGGUGAUUGUAUUUUUACCAUCCGUUUCUUCCCUUAGUGAUAAUCCUAACGUAGAUUUGCUGGUUCAGCGAUUUCAAAAUCAAAUCUCUAAUACGAAAUCACUUCUCUACUCUGGUUUAGUUACAAAUUCACUCAAUUUUACACAAACAUUAAACAUGAAUAACUUCCGUGCAUUACAACGAUAA
Rotaria socialis is the source of this 2889-nucleotide messenger RNA. The record is from the annotation of a GenBank genome assembly. NCBI's taxonomy places the organism in Eukaryota, Metazoa, Rotifera, Eurotatoria, Philodinida, Philodinidae.